Messenger RNA from Ceratina calcarata, 5083 nucleotides. It is a transcript of the gene Hr39, whose product is annotated as nuclear hormone receptor FTZ-F1 beta. Bases 893 to 3838 code for a protein of 981 amino acids. Gene Ontology annotation, biological process: regulation of DNA-templated transcription. Gene Ontology annotation, molecular function: nuclear receptor activity; sequence-specific DNA binding; zinc ion binding. The record is from RefSeq and is a predicted model, not a curated record. Lineage: Eukaryota; Metazoa; Arthropoda; Insecta; Hymenoptera; Apidae. The transcript has 8 exons.
UCAUUUUGUGUGUACAAUACUUCAGUAUUUUACACGCACAACUAUAUCGUAAGUCGUAAGUCGUAAACCCAACUCUGUCACAAACGUCACAAACUGAUCUACCAUGCUCGCGGGGCCACGUCCUAUAUAUUACAUACGUUCGAAUAGACGCACGGGCACGUCGUCCAUCUGGUGGCGAUGCACUGUACCGUCAGCGUUGGUCCCGAGUGCGAGCGUAGAAAGAGAAAGAGAAAGAAUGACACAGACACAGGUACGAGGACGAGGUUGUGGUGUGAGGUUUGAGGUAGCCACCGCCACCAGUCAACAGCGGAGACGGAGACGGAGAGUCCGAGGUAGCCCCGUGCCUGUAGCUGCCCGUGGCUCGUUGUAACUCGUUGUAACGUGACGCGAAGGUGUGCCAAGCUCUUUCGGUUGCCUGUUACUUCGUCCGAAGACGCCCGAUCGCACGUCUACCCGUGGUGUCGCGUAUGGAAAAGAAGUGUCGGUAGCAGUGUUGUGUGAUCUAUCGGCCUGGCUCGAUCCUCGUGUUCCCAGUGCCCCAAAAAACUGUACCAGUCGAGCUGAACUUGUAUCUAUUCACCGUGGAAAACUGUCAAAGAGUGCUUCAUGUACUAGACACUGCAUUUUAAACGCGAACGCUGGACACGAUCGUCGUCGCGGUCGCUGAGUUGCAGGGAGCAUAAGGCGCACAGGCACCGAUCGUUUCCCGAUGUCCGAGCUCGGGCUUACGUGAUUGAGACUGUCGAAUGGGAGGAAUUUGAUCAUCUCGUGAUCAGUCGUGAGGACCAGCUAGCAGGACCAGAGUGGUUCUCAUCAGGAUGCUGCAAGGUUUCGCAGCCGUUCAUAGACCCCGAGUCGCGUCACGUGCGUACGACGAAUUAACCAGCUGAGGAUGUCGGAGCAAAACGGGCCCAGCGAGGGCCCAGGACCGGGACCGGGUCCAGGUCCCGGCUGGUGGUCAGCGCCUUCUUCGCAAUCCUGGAAGUCGAACUCCUGCACUGCCCCGUCUUCCUCGUCCGCCGCUCCAGACAAUGCUUCCGCCUCCGUCUCUGCCUCCUGCACCACCUCCACUUCCUCUCUGGCGACCACAACCUCGGCCACUUCGUCGACCAGCUGUUGCUCAUCGACACCCAGCGGACCGUCGUGCACGAUCACCGCAACUCGCUCCUCCGAGACGGGAAAAAAUGUCUCUGUCACAACGAUCAACGUACCUCCGAAUCAAGAUAUGCACGAUGGCAAAGGUAUAUGCAAAUAUCUCACCGGUCAGAAUGGCGUAACAGUGUCCGUCGUUUCGAGCUGCGGUUCCGUGCCCGGCUGCGGGAACACAAAUAUCGUUUCGACAACGGGAAUCGGUACUGGAACCGGGACGCAAAGCAUCGGUAUCGGGAUCGGUGUCAACGUCUUAACACAGAACACGGUGGACGACGAUGCAGAAGACAGUGAUGUUGAAAUUAGCAAAAUCGAUUUCCGAGGGGUGAAUUUACGUACGAAGAAGAAACGGGAAGUAUCUGGUGGCCAAAGCGGAGAGAAAAUUGGCGACGGGGACACUGAGGAUGGGGACACGUCCCAACAGCAACCAGAGAGGCCUAUGUCAUGGGAAGGAGAAUUGUCUGAUCAAGAAAUGUCUUCCAAUACUAUUACAAAUCAAGAUACACACGAGGACACGUCCAUGGAGGGUGUCCAAGUGUGCGGCGCGAGUCCUGGCCCCAUGGAACAGAAGUUUCCCAUAAAACCAGAGCCAGACUUUCGGACUAGUCCUGGAUUUGGAUUCAACUCAUUCCAUGAUACGGGAUCACCCUUGCCCCAUGGCCAACAGAUACAACAGCAGCAGCAACAGCAGCAGCAGCAGCAACAACAACAACAACAACGCAGUGUUGAAAAUCUUGAACAGACUCAACAAAACGAUUUGCCUCUCCUUGUGGGGAAAUUACUUGGCGGUUACAAUAGUUCAACUCCAAAUCACAGCCCUGUAUUAAAUCCUAGACACCAUCUGACCAAGCAUAGCCAUACGAGAUCGCAGGUGCCGUCACCGGACUCGGCGAUUCAUUCCGCAUACAGCGUAUUCAGCUCCCCGACACAGAGUCCACAUGCGGCUCGCCAUUCCGCCCUGGGUGCCGGCAGCCCGGUUCCGUCCUCGUCGUUAUCUCUGUCGCGACAUAGCUUCAACAAUUCGACCUCCUCGUUGUCUUUGUCGUUAUCGCAUUCGCUCUCGAGGAACAACUCUGAUGCCUCGAGCAGUUGCUACAGCUACGGCUCUCUCAGCCCGCCCACGCACUCACCCGUCCAACAACCGAGACACCCACAGCAUCAUCAGCACCAGGUGGCCCAGGGCAGUCCGCUUCAUCUGCCGGCGACAGCCUCGCCCGCUGUUCCUCAUCAUUAUUCGUCGUCCGCCCCAGGCUCCGAGCUCUCUCCCGAAGGACACACCGCAGACGAUCAAGAGGAUUGUCGAAUUCCCUCGGCACCAUCCGGCAUUUCCACCAGACAGCAACUGAUCAACAGUCCAUGUCCGAUUUGCGGAGACAAAAUUAGCGGUUUCCAUUAUGGGAUUUUCUCAUGCGAGUCCUGCAAAGGAUUUUUCAAACGAACCGUCCAGAACCGGAAGAAUUAUGUGUGCCUUAGAGGCGCGGGCUGCCCGGUCACCGUCGCAACCAGGAAGAAAUGCCCGGCCUGUAGAUUUGACAAGUGCCUCAAUAUGGGUAUGAAGCUCGAAGCGAUUAGAGAGGAUCGUACCAGAGGCGGAAGAAGUACCUAUCAGUGCACGUACACGCUUCCAGCCAGUCUGGUUGGGAGUCCAGCGAACAGCAUGACCAGUGACAAGUUAGCCACAGGAGGAAAUUGUAGUCCAGCACCAGCUGGCAGUGAAUAUCACUAUAACGCCAGGCAUUAUUCGAAUCACUCUCACAAGAUCCAAGUAGUGCCGCAACUUUUGCAAGAAAUCAUGGACGUGGAACAUUUGUGGCAUUACAAUGAUAAUGAUCGCAUGUCCGGGGUACAAGCCGGAGGCGCGAACGCGACUAUAAAUAGCGACACGAUCUUAAUGGGUAGUGGCGGUGGAUCCGGAACCGAUGCAGGCUCGGGUGUCGAGUGUUCUUCCGGUGGGACUGCGAGGAACGGUAAUCCAAGCAGCAGAAGAGACGAGAGGUCGUGCUCGAACUCCUCCGCCGUCAAUAGUGAGCAACGUGGCGGGCCUGUUAAUAGCAGUUCUCAGAUGAACAACACAAACGGUAAUCCGAAUCAGCGUCCCGACUUCCUAUCGAACCUGUGCAACAUAGCCGAUCACCGACUUUACAAGAUAGUGAAGUGGUGUAAAAGUUUGCCGCUGUUCAAGAACAUUUCGAUCGACGACCAAAUUUGUUUGUUGAUCAACUCCUGGUGCGAAUUGCUGCUAUUCUCGUGCUGCUUUCGCAGCAUGAGCACUCCCGGUGAAAUAAGAGUGUCUCUCGGCAAGUCGAUUACGUUGGAACGUGCUAGACAGCUCGGCCUGGCGACUUGCAUUGAGAGGAUGCUCGCAUUUACCAACAAUCUCCGAAGACUCCGUGUAGAUCAAUAUGAAUAUGUGGCAAUGAAGGUAAUAGUAUUAUUGACAUCCGACACAAGCGAACUGAAAGAACCGGAAAAGGUGAGAGCAUCUCAGGAGAAAGCGUUACAAGCGUUACAACAGUAUACUAUAGCGAGGUACCCGGAAAUGCCUGCCAAGUUUGGCGAACUACUGUUGAGAAUUCCGGAUUUGCAAAGGACAUGCCAAGCGGGAAAAGAAUUGUUGAGUGCGAAACGUGCUGAAGGGGAAGGCAGCUCAUUUAAUUUGUUGAUGGAAUUAUUGAGAGGAGAUCAUUGAAAUAUUGUCGCAGCAGACAAUGCCAUUCCACGCUUAUAAGUUCCAUAAGCUUAAGGAAUCGGACAUAUUAGAUAAUGAAGGAGCAGCACCACUAGAAAAAAAUAUUACAGUCCACGAUACAUUAGUUCUGGGUGAAGGGACUACAUUCUUAUAGGGCUAAUUAGAAGUUGACUGUUUGAUGCAUUGAGCGGAUCAGAAAUCAUGUUUUUUUCUCUUCAUUUUUGUUCUAUUUUUUAAUUGAUUAAAAUACUUCCACAGAGGUAUCGCGUGAUAACGUGAACUCGCCUUAAAACAGACGAAUUUCGGAGCAGCCUAUGGUAUGUUCGAAAUAUCCAGCAUGCAUAGUUGUAUACAAAAGAGACUGAAAGUAUAAUUGAAGGAGAGAUGCAGAGCAUUUACUUUUAUAAUAUUAUUGAUGUACAGAGAUAGAGAUUGAGAGAGGGGGAGAGAAAGAGAACGCGUGUAUGUGAAGAGGAGAGAAUGUAAGGGAGAGAAUAUUCGGUAUCGAAAUCAUAUUAGAUAGAUUCAAUCUGUUCAAUUAAAACGAGGGACAUAAAGAGUUUUAACCUUGAUAUACAUGUAUAAUUAAAUACUAUAUAUAAUGAUAAAACAAACCAGUAUUUUGUAUUAUUCUGCGUUUACUUAAGAAUAGGACACGGAACGAUGUCUUAUAUCCCGGUAAUGAAAGUGUACUUAAAACUUAUGAGUCGACCAAUUAUUUACUUAUAGAACAAUUAUAAUCAUGUAACAAUUACUAAGUAAUAACAGCUAGCUAACGUAUUUUGCCAACAGGACAUUUAUGAUUCUUAUCUACGUAUCACGUAAAAAUGCAACCUCUUCUACUUUUAUUUUUUGUACGUGUUUAAUGAACCAACGACGGAUGGAAAAAUUUACUCUUAACGUACAUUCUUUUAAAAAACUGGCAACAAUCAUGUUUUCACUGUAAAUAAAUUUUAUUUUAAAACAAUUGUUUCGAAAUUAUAGUUUUAUAGAGUUUUCUGUAGACUCAUUAAAGAAACUGCCCUUUAUUCGUUAUUCAAAUUUUAUAAUUAUUGCUUAGGAAUUAAGGCGGUUUGAUUUAUCAUAUUUAUGCAGACGGAAAAUAUGUAUCAUUUGUCAUAAUAAAAGUAGAAAUUUAGGACCAGUGAUCAAGGAUUUUUGUUAGUAAUUAAUUGGAUUUGCAAUAUUUGAGUAAGCUCAUCAAAAAAUUGUAUUCGUAGGGUACAUUAUAAAUCGAAAAUUUAA